AUGCCUCCCAAGAAAGACACAACCAACCUUAACCCCAAAGACCUCGAUGAGUCCAUUCAACACACCAACCUCCGGAUUGAUGAGCUCAUCCUUGCAAAUCGCAACGUUGAAUCUACCAUCGAUUUCAACAACGAGAAUAUGCACCAACAGCUAAAGGAGCUAGACAACAGUUUCAAUGACCGCAUGAAGGUUGGAUUUUUGGAACUCGGCAGCCUUAUGACACAGCAACUAAAUCAGCAGUUUGCAGCCCUUUCAACUGUUGCAUCACCUUCCAGAUCUGCAACACCAAGUAUUGACAGCUCUCUUUUACAGCCAACUAGUUCAGAGAAUGUUGUUAUCAACACCUCUUUUCCCUUGCUACAUGUUCCUUUACCACUUAGCCAACCUCAAAACCUAACUACUACUCCAAACAUGACUAACUCCACUCCCAUUCCAACCCACUUUCUCAACGAUACAACUUUCAACUCCAACCAACCCUCCACCUUACUCCAUUCCUCAACCGCAACCCACUAUCAGACCUUCACCUUCAACCUUCUCAAAUUUCCAACCAACACCCUACCUACAGCACUUUCCCCAACAAAACCAGCCUUAUCCCCCAUUUUUGAACCAACCAACUUACCAUCACCAUACUCCACGAAACCCAAAAAUUGA
Vicia faba (fava bean) is the source of this 651-nucleotide messenger RNA. NCBI's taxonomy places the organism in Eukaryota, Viridiplantae, Streptophyta, Magnoliopsida, Fabales, Fabaceae. The record is from the annotation of a GenBank genome assembly.